AUGGCGGUGCCCAAAAGCAGCAGCUCUCAACUGGAGAGUCGAAGGAGUAGCUCGGACCCCACCUCGGGGGUCUCCGGGCCCAUUGCGGGGCGCAGCGUCUUACCUGUUUUCUCUUUGAUCUCACACAGGACGCUGAAGAGCUUAGCGACAGCCGACAAGCUCCGGCGGCUAAAGCUCCAGCCCGCACGAAGCGCGACCCAUCUGCCCGGCAGUCAGCAGUCUCGGCCACCGUGGGACGCGAACCUGCUCGGGGAGCCGGAUUCCGGGGGCAGACGGCGGCGACCCGCGGGAGGCGACGGCGUGGAGGGGCUCCUGCGUCCGCCCUCCGCCGGGGGAGCGGGCGCUGCGCGGGCGGCCGGCCGGCUGCGGCCAGCGGGCGGUGACAGCUCGGCAAAGUUUGCGAGGCGGCCCUCCCUUCCCGAGAACUUGGCCGCCCGCGCCCGGACCCGCCGGGGAACCGCCCAGCGCCCAGCGCCCGGGCUGGGGCGGCCGCCCGCACGGCGAGGUCGUCCCGCGGCCAAGCGGAACCGGGCGCUGGGACCCUGGGCCGAGGAGAAAGUUGCACUUCCCUCAAGUGCGGCCCGGGUCCCGCUCGCAGCGGCGUGCACCCGGGUCCGGGCGGGAGGUUUGAAUCCGUGCGAGAGGGCCGGGCUGCCAGAGGGCCUGACUAGGGGGGCGGGUGAGAGACACCCACAAAAUCCACGCGGCACGAAGUCCGUCCCGCGCCCCGAGAGCAACUUUGCCGACUCCCGCCCGCGUCGAGGGGCGCCAGGGCAAGUCCCCCCGAGGCCCGGGCCGGCGGCCUGUUUUCGGAGAAAGUUCCCCGCCCCGGGCUGA
Molecule: messenger RNA, 837 nt
Organism: Lipotes vexillifer (Yangtze River dolphin)
Lineage: Eukaryota; Metazoa; Chordata; Mammalia; Artiodactyla; Lipotidae
Source: RefSeq, a predicted model, not a curated record